AUGAGUUUCUCCGACGCAAAAAGGUUUCUUUUUUAUUUUUCAUAACAUUAAUUACUUUUUUCUCAACAGAUUGACGUAGUUUUUAACAGUUUCCACUGAAGAGAUAGCCGAAAAAGACCGCCUUGUAAAUAUUCGCUAUUUUUACUACCCCGUGUUGGACUUGCAAGAACAGGUUAUAUUGCUGAUUGGUGUACUUUUUAAGCAUUUUCUCUAUUAAAGGAUGUUUUGGUCAACCAAUUUCUGUUCAAAAGCAUGGCGGUUGUCUUCGAAUGCAUGAAGAAUGGAAAUAGGGUUUUGAUUCAUUGGUAUGUGCUUAAGAGUAGAAAGAAACUUACUUUCAAUCUUUUUAGCAUUUCUGGUAUUUCAAGAAGUGUUUCCGUAGCUGUGUCAUAUCUAAUGUUCUCCAGGCGAUUUUCGCUUGAUGAAGCUCUGUUGCAAGUCAGAAGCAUUCGACCAUCCGCAUCGUCAGUUUCCAAACAACAUUCCAUAAAAGAUUUCCUUUUUCAGACCUAAUAUAGGCUUCUUGUCUCAGCUUAGAUUAUAUGAAAGAAUGGGAUAUUCUAAUUGCCCUUCAGACUACGAAAAGUUUCGCUUGGAAUUAGAAUUGCCAGGUAAAAUUAUCUUUUUUUUUCCUUUGGUUAUUAUUUCAGAACAUAUUUACGUUAUUUAUCGCUUCCCAGUGUCGAAUCGGCUCGACAUCACGCGAUACAAGUAUUUCAGACUUUUUAGACUUGCUUAAUCUUUCAAAUUCAAGGUGCAAGUCAUGCCGUAAACUUCUUUUCAGUGAACAAAAUGUUUCUCACAAAAUAGAGGUUCCUUUUAAAUUUCAUCCUUUAAUGAAUGUACUUGAGGCCUUUUGCGAUAAAGUUCUUAUUGAGCCCAUGAUUUGGAUGAACGUCGACAAAGACACGUGUUCGGUAGCAAGAAUUGAAAAAAGAGGAUGUUUGUUUUUUUUUUGUAGGUUAAGCACAUUUGUGGGGCAAAGCUAGGCAAUUUCCGUCUCUACGGGCAAAAGUGCAAAGGAUGUCAGAAUUUCGGUGAAAAAUAUUAGUUUUUUUUUACUUUCAAUGUUUUCUUCAGUUUCGCCAUGGAUUCAAAUCAACGAAUCAGCAGUGGACAAAGUGGCUUGCCUUAUUUCAAACAUGAAUUUCCGUAAAUGA
This is a messenger RNA of Caenorhabditis auriculariae, 1160 nucleotides long. NCBI's taxonomy places the organism in Eukaryota, Metazoa, Nematoda, Chromadorea, Rhabditida, Rhabditidae. The record is from the annotation of a GenBank genome assembly.